AUGGAGCCUGACCAAGAUGAGCAUUCUCAUCCUGGGGAAGAAGGACUGGUUUGGACAGAGGAACAAGCUCAAAGUUCACACCCAAAGGCAGGCUAUAACAAGUUCACAGAGCAGGCACGGGGGAUGAUCUCUCAGGAAAAAAUAUGUGCUAUUUUCUGUGGAGGAAAGAAAUGCAAAUACUGUAAUCCAGACUUGUGGCCAAAAGAAAAAAUGGCCAUCAAGGGACUCUUUUCCAACUGGAUUACAGAGAACAUUGUUGCUAUGUCCAGACCAGCUGAUCAGCUGAUUGACAAAUAUAAGAUCAUAGAUCAGUUUAAAGAUAUGGGUAUCAGGACUAUCAUUAACAUGCAGUCCCAGGGUGAACAUGCUGACUGUGGCUAUGGAGUACUGCCUAGUAGUGGCUUCUCCUACACUCCUCAGAGAUUUAUGGAUAAUGACAUUUAUUUCUACAAUUUUUGCUGGCCAGACUAUGGUGUAGGAUCACUAAGCUCUAUACUUGACAUGGUGAAGGUCAUGCAAUUUGCUAUAUCAGAGGGCAAGGUCGCUGUCCAUUGUCAUGCUGGUCUAGGACGAACAGGGGUGAUGAUAGCAACCUAUUUAGUCUUCACAAACAGAAUUUCUGGUAACACUGCCAUCCAUUAUGUUAGAUCUCAGAGGCCAAGUUCUAUACAAACACGAGGACAGAUGGAAAUUAUACAGGAGUUUGAUGCCUAUUUGAAACCAUUUAGAAUUGUUUUUGCAUCAAAGGCUAAAGACACUCAUGAAUUUACACUACUCCACUUUUUAAACAGACAGAAACAUAUGUUACAUGGAUAUGAAGCUAGGAAAUUGAAGUUUGUGCCAAAAAUCAUAUAUGUGACAUGUGAAAGACUACUAGAACUAGCACAGCUAGGAAACUCUUUAUCCAGAUUUAUAAAUUCUAGUGAAAAUGAAGUUCAUAAAGAACAUUUAAAGGACAUUCCAGUAGCAGAAGUUGUGAAAGGACUUCCACGUAAUGAGUCGAAAUCAUCAUUAGAUGAACUGGCUACAUCAUCAAGUAAGAAUAUCAUGGUACCAAAGGACAAACUGCCUCUGUCUCGCACAAGGAGUCUCACUUUGGAAGAUCUGAAGGAUGAAAAACUCAAGACAUUGCAAGUGCCAGCUGAUAAUCAGUCUGAUACCAGCUCAAGAAACCUGUCCCCAGACACAAGUCUUGAAGGGGACCAGGGGGAGGAGGUCACAAAGUCAAAAUCUAUUGACAUUAGAAGGAAGUACACCCCGGGUGAUGUAGCUGCAGAGCUUGGUGCCACAUCAUAUUCACAAGAAGUGUAUGACAAGGCUGAUAAACAUGAGACGGAUCUUAAUGAAAAAGAUGAUGCAUGGGCUGAGCUUGCAAAAGAAACAGAUCCUGGGGUUGUCUCCCUUAUCUUGUGGGAGUGGCUUGACCAUCUAAAGGAACCUAUUCUACGGACCCAGGAUCUCAAAAGCAUACUGCCCUAUAAAGAUGACCCUGAAACUGGACUGCAGAAAUUGGAGAAGGGUUCUCGAAACACUAUCCUAUACAUGGUGAAGGUGAUAGAGAAACUGCGACCUGUCAGUGAGGAUGUUGAGGCAAAGAUCUACGAGAAACUGAUGUCCUAUCUGACUCAACAAUGGGUAACUGCAAAUACUGACUAUAUGAGUACGACGGAGAGCUCCUGGGCCAUGUCGACACGAGACAGUAAUGAUGACCGUGAGAAUUGUCGUGAUCACUGGAAUGACAUGAAGCAAAACGUAGCUAGAGAUCUCAUGCUGUUCUUCAAAAACCUGCAAGCUUUCGUGCAGUCUUCAGACAGACAACGUUCAACAACUAAGUAA
This is a messenger RNA of Ylistrum balloti, 1836 nucleotides long. Its product is annotated as protein tyrosine phosphatase domain-containing protein 1-like. The transcript has 13 exons. The record is from RefSeq and is a predicted model, not a curated record. Gene Ontology annotation, biological process: cilium assembly; protein dephosphorylation. Lineage: Eukaryota; Metazoa; Mollusca; Bivalvia; Pectinida; Pectinidae. Gene Ontology annotation, molecular function: protein tyrosine/serine/threonine phosphatase activity; protein tyrosine phosphatase activity. Bases 1 to 1836 code for a protein of 611 amino acids.